ACCUCCUCCACCCCUCUCUUCUCCUCGGCUCCGUCUCCGUCCGCCGUCGCGUCACCGCACGAGCAUCUCUCACCCCCCUCACGACCUCCCGCUUCAGCUCGACCCGCACGACGCACAUCCCCGCCUCAGUCCCUUCACACGCUCGCCCAGCAUGUCCGCCAACGCCCGUCUGGACCAGAUCCAGAGCCACAUCGACCCGGCGCAGAGUGCCUCCGCAACGUGGGAGAGCGUGCCGCAGGCGCCGCCGGACGUCAUCUUCCAGUUGACGGCGGCGUACAAGGCCGACAAGUACGAGAAGAAGGUGAACCUGGGCGUCGGCGCAUACCGCGACAAUGACGGCAAGCCGUGGGUGCUGCCGAGCGUCAAGAAGGCACAAGCUAUCCUGCUGAACGACGACACGGUGGACCACGAGUACCUCUCGAUCACUGGACUGCCCGAGUUCGUGGCCUCGGCCGCCAAGCUGAUCCUCGGCAAGGACUCGGCGGCCACGUCCGAGGGGCGCGUGACGAGCGUGCAGACGAUCAGCGGCACGGGCGCCAACCACCUGGCCGCCGUGUUCCUGGCGCGCUUCUACGACUGGAGCCGUGCGGGCGGCGAGAAGAAGAUCUACAUCUCGAACCCGACGUGGGCCAACCACAAGGCCAUCUUCAACGCCGCUGGCAUCGAGCCCGUCGACUACCCAUACUACGAUGCCAAGACGGUCGGCCUCGACUUUGAGGGCUUCACUGGCGCGCUCAAGUCCGCACCGAACCGCUCCGUGUUCCUGCUGCACGCCUGUGCGCACAACCCCACGGGCGUCGACCCCACCAAGGAGCAGUGGGGCGCGAUCAGCGACAUCUUCCUCGCCAAGGGCCACAUGGCCUUCUUCGACUGUGCCUACCAGGGCUUCGCGUCUGGCUCAUUAGACGCCGACGCCUUUGCGGUCCGCCACUUCGUGGCGCAGAAGAACAUUCCGCUGCUGAUCUGCCAGAGCUUCGCCAAGAACGCCGGCCUGUACGGCGAGCGCGUCGGUGCGCUGCACGUCGUGUCGGCAAGCAAGAAGCAGGAGGCGGCCGUCAAGUCGCAGCUCUCCGUCAUCCAGCGUGCCGAGAUCUCCAACCCGCCGGCCUUUGGCGCGCGCGUCGUCAGUCUCAUCCUCAACGACAAUGCGCUGUGGGAGCAGUGGAACAAGGACGUCAAGUUCAUGGCGGAGCGCAUCAUCGACAUGCGCAAGCAGCUGCACUCGCUCCUGACGGAGAAGCACAAGACGCCGGCGCCCGGCGGCAACUGGGACCACAUUCUGAAGCAGAUCGGCAUGUUCUCCUACCUCGGCCUCACGCCGAAGCAGGUCAAGUACAUCGUCGACGAGGGCCACAUCUACAUGACGGGCAACUCGCGCAUCUCGAUGGCCGGCCUCAACACGCACAACGUCGCGUACGUGGCCGAGGUCAUCGACAAGGCUGCCCGCACCGCCUGAGCCUGUUCUCGCCCUCAUCCUCCCAGCUGUGCUUCUCCGUGCUGCGUGUGUCAUUGCGAUCGAUCAACAGACAG
Messenger RNA from Tilletiopsis washingtonensis, 1530 nucleotides. Its product is annotated as aspartate amino-transferase. Gene Ontology annotation, molecular function: L-aspartate:2-oxoglutarate transaminase activity; pyridoxal phosphate binding. Gene Ontology annotation, cellular component: cytosol. NCBI's taxonomy places the organism in Eukaryota, Fungi, Basidiomycota, Exobasidiomycetes, Entylomatales. Gene Ontology annotation, biological process: L-aspartate biosynthetic process. The coding region runs from base 152 to 1456 and encodes 434 amino acids. The record is from RefSeq and is a predicted model, not a curated record. The transcript is spliced from 5 exons.